CAUCAACGGCUAUGUCGUCAUUGGCAACUCGCUCACAACAGCCUCUUCAUGCGCCCAUGUUCACGAGAGAGCCAGAGUCAUUUACGACCAGACCAGACCUUCAAACGACAUCCUCAUCCAAUGUUGUGCGGACCCCCUACACACUAUCAAGUGACACGCAGACAUACGGAUGAAGCUCUCGACCAUCCGUCACGCUCGUUUUCAGCGCCUAGCGCGAGCGCGAACACUUCAGCGUCUGCUUCCCGUGGGCUUUCAGUGCCGGAAACCCGUUUCGCGGCAUCAUUCACUCCCAACCACGUCCUCACCGUCCUCUAUUGGUUCGCUGUCCACAUUUACGGAGGAUAUGGGUAGUGUACUGAGCCCCCUCAUUAAUUCCGUACAAAGAUCUGCUACUGGUUCGUUAUCACGGAGUAGGACAGAACCUGUAAUUCCGCAGGCCCAUCUAUCAACCAUUCCAGAGUCUAUGUCGUCAUCUUCCCAUUCGAGCUCAGAUGACUUCUUUUAUCCUCUACUUGUACCUCCAGAUUCUGAUGAGGAAUCGCCAGAAUCAUCGCCUUCGCGUCAGCGUGUUCGCACGCGAGAGAUCGAACGUGAACGGGAGAGAGAUCGCGAGCGACGCAGGGACAGGAGCCAAUCGUACGAAAGAGCGAGUCGGCUGACGCCAUACAACAAUAACUCGCGGUCCUCGAAUCCUCUCCCGCCACCGCCAAUGGAGCGCCCUAACCCUGCUGCGUCUGCACCGCCUCAUCAGUCCCCAGAGCCUGCGCACUAUACGCGACGCGUACGGAAGGGGUUCUGGAACCGACGCGGGGACCACCUCACGUCGAAUAUGUGUGUCGUCUAUGUACCAGAGGACAGGGCGUAUCCUGCGGAAUUGCAGCAUUACCCCAGCGAGACGGAAGGAUAUAAAGAUCAGUAUGGUGCCUUUGUGCCGUAUCUGGCUGAGAGGCCAGAGUUACCUACGAGUUUGCCGUAUCAUGGACGGCCUCCAACACAGCCGUAUGACAGCUUUGUCAUCUACAGUUAUCAUUGAGGAUGAGAGGGAUAAUUUACUCAUAGUUGUUGCAACCGAUGCGUGGGAUACCAAAGCAUACAUACAACAGAUCUAUUACAUUGUAUAAUAAGUAGAUUCAUAAAUUCCAGACAAGGCAAAAC
Molecule: messenger RNA, 1155 nt
Organism: Suillus subalutaceus
Lineage: Eukaryota; Fungi; Basidiomycota; Agaricomycetes; Boletales; Suillaceae
Exons: 2
Coding region: 170-1033 (287 amino acids)
Source: RefSeq, a predicted model, not a curated record